Molecule: messenger RNA, 303 nt
Organism: Durusdinium trenchii
Lineage: Eukaryota; Dinophyceae; Suessiales; Symbiodiniaceae
Source: the annotation of a GenBank genome assembly
AUGGUUCUCAUCCUACAUUACAUAGAUGAAGCAAGUUACAAGGAUUUGUUUCCAAAAGUUCAUUAUAUAAGAGGCACAAGGUCUAGUCGGUGGAGACAGACUGACAUGUUUUGCGGCUGGACGAGCUUAACAGAGACACUGUCGGACCAGCACUUGGACGGCAGAUCCUCGUGCAAGAAUGUGCAAGACACCCGCAGUGAAUACAUUGCCGGGCUGCGAGAUCGUCCUUCGUGCAGAAUCCUCUUGGGCUCUGAAAUUCUGGCAGGAAGCAAGGUCGCUGCAGUCAAGCCGUGGAGAAGAUGA